Messenger RNA from Epithele typhae, 1011 nucleotides. Its product is annotated as phosphopantothenate-cysteine ligase. The record is from RefSeq and is a predicted model, not a curated record. Bases 1 to 1011 code for a protein of 336 amino acids. Gene Ontology annotation, cellular component: cytoplasm; nucleus. Gene Ontology annotation, molecular function: phosphopantothenate--cysteine ligase activity. The transcript has 6 exons. Gene Ontology annotation, biological process: coenzyme A biosynthetic process. NCBI's taxonomy places the organism in Eukaryota, Fungi, Basidiomycota, Agaricomycetes, Polyporales, Epitheliaceae.
AUGGCAACCGACGCCGACGCCUCGAGCCCCCAAGUGUUCUCCGCCGAGUCAUACUUUGCAACACAACCUCCACCCCCGACGCUUGAGAGCGACACCGCACGCGUGCGCGAGUUCGUGCAGCGGCAGGUGCACGCCGGGAGCAAGGUCGUUCUCGUAACCAGCGGCGGGACGACGGUACCGCUCGAGCUCAACGUCGUACGGUUCCUCGACAACUUCAGCGCCGGUACGCGUGGGGCGACGUCCGCGGAGUACUUCCUCAAAGCCGGGUACGCCGUCAUCUUCAUGCACCGCCAGUUCAGCCUCCAGCCGUUCAGCCGGCACUACUCGCACUCGACGCACCCGUUCCUCGACUUCCUCGACAUCGAGGACGCCUCGUCCGCGGAGAUCGCGGUGCGCCCCGGCGAGCGCCCGCAGCUGCUCCGCGUCCUCGCGGCGUACAAGGAGGUGCAGCGCGCGGGAAAGCUCCUCACGCUCACGUUCGUGACGGUGAACGACUACCUGUGGCUGCUGCGCGCGGUGAGCCAGGAGAUGGGCGUGCUCGGGCGCAGCGGCCUGUACUACCUCGCCGCCGCGGUCAGCGACUUCUUCCUCCCGCGGCAGAAGAUGUCGGAACACAAGAUCCAGUCAGGGAAGGGCAGCCUGCACAUUGAGAUGGACCAGGUGCCGAAGAUCCUCAAGCCGCUCGUGGCGGAGUGGACGCGUGAAGGGUUCAUCGUUUCGUUCAAGUUGGAGACGGACGAACGGCUCCUUGUCCCAAAGGCGCGACAAGCAUUAGCGCGGUACGGACAUCAGGUAGUGGUUGGGAAUGAUCUCCACCGGCGCAAGUUCGAGGUGGUGUUUGUGUCACCCAAACCGGGCUCGGCCUCGCGAGACGAAGUGGAUAGGGAUUAUGAGGAGUCUUGGUUGCGGAUAGAUCUGGAGAAGGAUCCUCAGAAAGAGAUUGAGGACGAUAUAGUCGGCGAGUUGUUGCAGAGGCACGAGCGGUGGAUUCAGAGUGGGGUGACUCGCUGA